ACAUCUCGAAUGUGAAACGAGUUAUAGUGUAGCGUGUUGUUUCUUCACACACAAGUUGUUUUAUAUAGCAAGUGCCGUUAAUAUAACGGAAACUGGUUUAAUAAUUAAGAUUCUCCUUAACACAAUGCAACAGCAAGAUUAGGCGUGGAAGUAUGUCAGCAAAGACAGAAGUGCGUUUUAAGGAAGCAGAGGAACAGAAGCUUACUAUUUUGACGAGUAUAGGCGUUAUUAUCGCCGUACUGUCAUGGUUGGCUUACGGCUACCCGAUAAUAGUUGGCCUCUUGGCAAUUACAGCAGUCUAUCUAAUGACAGGGGAUAGAUACCAGUGGGUUUAUAUCUGGAUUAAGACGUACAAAAGAGAUACGAUAGGUCUACGUGUCCUCCUCGCCACUAUGUUCAGGAUAUGGGUGUGGGAGCGGCGUGGCGUCACCGUGGUUACCAGAUGGGCGGAAGUUGCCAAAAUGAGACCCGACAAGAAAGCAUUUGUUAUGGGGGACAGGUGUUUGACAUUUCGUGAGGGUGAUGAAUUCAGCAAUCGAAUCGCUUGGUACUUCAGGUGCCAAGGUUUCAAGACGGGUGAGGUGAUCGCACUAUUCAUGGAAACUCAGCCGGAGUACGUGUUCAUAUGGCUUGGCUUGGCUAAGAUCAGGGUCACCACGGCAUUAGUGAACACAAAUCUCAGAGGCGCACAAUUGAUCCACUGCCUGAAGAUUGCCGCUUGUAAGGCUGUUGUGUUUGGUGAUGAAAUGGCCGGUGCCAUAAAUGAAAUACAACAUGAAAUUCGGGAUAUACCACUGUUCCAAUUUAACUCGCCAGACCGUCAUUCAGCUCCUAUCCUCCAGGGCGCUGCGCCUUUAGCAACAGAACUUGUAGAGAUGUCAAGCGAUGCUCUUACAGACGUGGACCCUGCAAAGCCGAGAGAUACGUUAAUGUACAUAUAUACAAGUGGCACGACUGGGUUCCCCAAAGCCGCUAUAAUAACUAAUAUAAGAUACCUCUUAAUACCACUUGGAGUGCAUAACUCGGGUCGUCUGACAGCUCGCGACGUGAUUUACGAUCCACUGCCUCUACAUCACACGGCAGGCGGAGUACUGGGUGCCGGGCAGUGCCUCAUUCUUGGCUGUACUGUGGUACUGAGGAAGAAGUUUUCCGCCUCAAAUUACUGGAGCGAUGCUGCUAAGUACGGGUGUACGGUUUCGCAGUACAUAGGCGAGAUCUGUCGGUACUUGCUGACCGUACCGAAGGGACCGCACGACCGAGCGCACAAUGUGAAAGUGAUCGUCGGUAACGGCUUGCGGCCGCAGAUUUGGCAAGAGUUUGUUGACAGGUUCGGUGUUGAAAGAGUCCUCGAGUUUUAUGGCGCAACGGAAGGCAACAGUAACCUUGUGAAUCUUGACUCCAAAAUGGGCGCCAUUGGGUUCCUAAGUCGUUUGGUCUCGUCAAUAUAUCCGUUGACUCUUGUUAAGUGCGAUGAAAUAACUGGAGAUAUAUUGAGGGACGAGAAUGGGAGGUGUAUUACUUGUGGUCCACAUGAACCAGGUCUACUUCUUGGAAAAAUUGAUCCCAAGAAGGCAAUCUUAACCUUCUCUGGCUACGCUGACAAAACAGCAUCAGAGAAGAAAAUGGUCCGCAACGUGAAGGUAGAAAAUGAUUGCUACUUCAAUACUGGAGAUAUACUCGUCAUGGACCAUUAUGGAUAUUUCUACUUUAAAGAUCGGACUGGUGAUACGUUUCGAUGGCGCGGCGAAAAUGUUUCAACGGCCGAGGUGGAGGGCGUGAUCAGUAAUUUAGUGGGCCUGAAAGAUACUGUCGUCUACGGCGUUACUAUUCCAAAUAUGGAAGGCAAGGCUGGAAUGGCUGCUAUCGCUGAUCCUGAUAAUAAACUGAAUCUCACAGAGCUUGCCAAGGGCUUGACUUCAGCACUACCAGCUUACGCGAGGCCGCUAUUUCUACGGAUACUUCCAGAACCGCCCCUCACGGCCACGUUCAAGUUGAAAAAGAAGGAGUUAAUAGAACAGAGUUACAAUCCUUCACUAAACAGUGAUCCUAUUUAUUUUCUAGACCAAAAGACAGAAAGCUAUGUACCUGUAAGUGAGAAACUGUAUAAUGAUAUAGUGCAGGGGAAUGUAAAGCUGUGAUCAGACUUGCCUACUAAUGUUAAGAAAGGUAUUAUAUGUAUUAAAGUUAAGAUAUAGUAGUAGGCUGCCGCGUUUCUUGGUGGUCUAUUUACCUAGCCAUGGGUUUGUGGGUUCGUUUCCCAGUAAUAAAAUUAUCCAAAUUAUUACCCAAUAUUGACACAAAAAAAAUUUAUUUAUUAUUUAAGUGAAAGACAUUGAAUAAAACAUUUUUUUUAUUAAAAGCCUGAUGUUUUUAUUAAAAGCUGAGUGCAGUCCGUGUAAUGAUGACUACUGGGCGUCAAGCACCUCUGUCUCCCCCGUGACCGUUAUAAAAAUUUCCGAAAUAUCGGAAAAUGAAAAUUAGUUAAAAUAAGCAAAAUUUAACUCGAUUUAAAUCGAAACAUUAAGUAAACAUAAAAUAUCAUUAAUUAAAGAGACAAUUAAAAUAAUUCCAAACAAAAAAAACACAUUUAUAUAUUUAUACCGUUGUAUAUAAAACCGUAUGUGAUGAGAUAUUAAAUUAACUACGCAUUUUUGUACUAUCGUUAUAAAUUCCAGUCUUGAAUGUACUCGUACUUUAGCUUCAUAAGGCUGAUAUCUUAUAUGGAUGUGAUCUUAAUUGUAUCUUUCUAUUCUUGUUGCUUUACUUCUGAAUCUUGCUAAAUUGUAAAAAAUAUAUAACUAUUAUUGGCCGUUUGUGACUAGAUUUAUGAGAUUAAUGUAUGUAUAAGACAAGAUGAAGGCAGCUGAUUACGUGUUCCUGAGUUCCACCAGGGUCGGAACAAAAUCAGUUAUUGAAUUUUCUUUCAAGAAAUUGUCUACAGCAACUUGUAGUAAAUAAGUUAGCGGUGUUUGACCUCCGUAUCCCGGAAAGCUCGUAAAGCCGUUACACCUGCGCCUGAUCUCCCUCUAGUCUCGUCGGACUGCUGUCCCAUCACACUAUUAGAGUGCGGGAAUAAAGAAUGCCAUCAAAAACAUAACUUGUGAAAAAACCAAAGUCAGUUCUUCUAUCGCAAAAGUUGUGAGAUCCAUGUCCUAUUACUAUAAAGGUCCUACUGUCUUAAGUUAUUACGUAAUUAGCUAACCUAACAACAUCUUAUAGUGACCAUAUCAAUAUUAAAAAUCAUUUAUUUUUUAAAUAAAUAGAUUGACUUGGCCAUCGCAUGAAAACACAACGUAUCUUACAAGUAUUACAUAUUAUAAUAAAUUAGGUUCUGUAGUAUAGUAAUUAACUGACUUAGUAAUACAUUGAUCUCACAACUUUUUACGCUAGAAGAACUGAGUUGCGGGACUUUGUUUUUUUUUUACAAGUUAUAUUUUUGAUGGCGUCUCAUUUCUUUUUGUAGAUAGUUCUACUUUUUUUCCUUUCCGGUACCUUCUACUUCUUGAAUACCAACAACGGAUUUUCUUAAAUCCCAAUCUCUCUCUCUCUCUCUCUCUCUCUUAUGAGCUUUUCUUAUAUUUAUAGGUACACUUCCUCUUUUUAUUUUCCGGUACUACUUCUUGACCUUCAGCUACAGUUUUUCACAAAGCCCACUCCCUGUCUCUACGGGUUUUUCUCGGAGGCUUUGACAAUUUUUGUUAAGGCUGGACGGUAAAUGCUUCUUAGUCUAUUGUAUUCACAAAUCCAUGAUUCCUGCGAUUUAAUAUAUCCAAAAUCAACAUUAAUUACAUGUAAGCCACCCAGAGUUGUAAUUCUCGAAAGUGCCACGUAAGCUUGGCCGAAUGUGAAUAGUGCAGAACCGAUAUCCAUCAGCGCAUUAUUUUGACUUAGGCCCUGAUUUUUGUGUAUAGUUAUAUCAUAUAUACACAUGGGAAACUGUUCGCGAUGAACGUAAGCUCUAUUAAUAAUUUCAAAUUUAGUUUUGACCGGACCAAGCUUUGUUCACAUUGUGACAUGUUCUUUAUUAAAUGUAAUGUAUAUUU
Parnassius mnemosyne (clouded apollo) is the source of this 4043-nucleotide messenger RNA. The record is from the annotation of a GenBank genome assembly. NCBI's taxonomy places the organism in Eukaryota, Metazoa, Arthropoda, Insecta, Lepidoptera, Papilionidae.